Molecule: messenger RNA, 1211 nt
Organism: Cuscuta campestris
Lineage: Eukaryota; Viridiplantae; Streptophyta; Magnoliopsida; Solanales; Convolvulaceae
Source: the annotation of a GenBank genome assembly
GGCACUAUUUGUGCGAGUUCCUCGCACUUUGUGCGAGUUUUUAAAGCGCAAGAGAGCUACACGCCACUGCCAAUUCCCAUUCCCAAUGAUCUUCCCUUUCCGUUUUCCCGUCGACGACUUCUCCCGGCAUAUUCUCGUUCCCCGCCGUGCGAUUUUCAGGCGGCUACACUAUUACCGACAAUCACGGCGACUCCGCUGCUCUUCCAGUAUCAACGUUAGUCUUUGAUGAAGGAAUGUCUUUAGCAUUUGUGGUGUUUUGCGAUGACAAUAUACCUUCAUCAUUUCUGGAUGAUGAGUCAUUUGUAUUACUUGUGGAUGUUGAACCUCCUUCUUUUUUUGUUGAUGAAGAUGCAUUGAUAUUACUUUGUGAUGAUGAAUCAUCAGUGUUACUCUUCGACGAAGAUUCGCCUUUGUUUCCCUUUGAUUCUGACUCAUUUUUGUCGUUCUUUAAUUGUGAUGAAUUAUCGGUGUUUACCUUUGAUGAUGAUGACUCUUUAUUUGUGCUAGUGUUUGAUGAUGAAACAUUUGUGCUAGCAUUUGAGGAUGAUGAAGCAUUUGUGCUAGCAUUUGAAGAUGAUGAAGCAUUUGAUGGUGGUGGUGGGGAAACACUUGCACCAGUUUUUGAUGAUGUUGAUGCUCCUGUCUUGCUUUGAUCACUACUUGAUGACGAACUAAAAGAGUUACUACUUGAGGAAAACGAAUGACUGCUGCUUGAAGUGGAAGCACUCGCGCUACUUUUUGACGAUGAUGAACUUGAGACACUUCGAUAAGGAAGAGGAGAAUGCAUUCCAAGGGAGUCACUUAGAUGGUCAAUUACAAGUUGACCAUUCGUUAAUCUUCCUUUGGUGUACGACUUUGGAUCAUCGUGUGAUGAAGAGCCAUUCACACUUUCUUUAAGGGUUCCCAUGGAGUGAGCAUUUCCGGUGUCCGUACUUGAUCCUCCAAAAGCAUACAAUUGGGAGAAGCUACCCUUAUAGUUGGUACUUGAGGUUGAAGCUCCCAUGAAGUGGCCAUUAACAUAUGAAAAAUCUAAUAACAACAAAAGGAGAAAGAUAGAAAGAACAAUGGAUGAUGGCAUUUUUGACAUGAUUAUUAUAUCUCAAAACACGUAUUUUAGUUUUUUAUUUUUUUCAAAGGUUUGAGGAACAUUGAACAUUGGAGUUCAUAUUUGGGUUUAUAGAAACAAACUUGUAUAAAAUAUUGUCCUUUAU